Messenger RNA from Cladocopium goreaui, 2574 nucleotides. The record is from the annotation of a GenBank genome assembly. NCBI's taxonomy places the organism in Eukaryota, Dinophyceae, Suessiales, Symbiodiniaceae.
AUGAUCCUGACUCCUGAUCAAGACGUGUACUGUGAGAUCCUUCACCAGAGCAACCCCGACUAUGUGGGCUUCUACUUGUCUGGCGCCAACAAUGCUCUACCUCCUGGCGUCCCUCCUGCCCAGAUCUACGGCUUCAGGCCAAUGACUGCUUUGGAGCUUUCAAACUUUCUGCAGAUGGGAAGGGGCGAAGCUGACCGUGAGAGAGCGAACAGGGAUAUGGCUCCUUUGGCUGCAGCUGGGGCUGGUGCGGGACAAGUAGCUCAGAUCUGGGUCCUUGCAACUAUGGUUGAGGGUCACAAGGUGGGUGAAGAAGUUUUUCCUCCUGCUGGCUUUCCUACUAUGGGCGACUAUGGCUUGAUGAAUGUUAACGAUCCUAGGGGAGCACCCAAGACUGCCAUGAUCAAGAGGAUCAAGCCUGAGGAUCUUCCCACGGCCUGCGAGGAGCUUGUGCAGGUGGCUAGGAGCACUGAAGCGGUGGAUGGCGAUGACAGAAGUGCUUCUGAAGACAUUCGAACCAUGUCAGUCAGGUACUCUGCAAAUGGUGACCGCCUCAGGAACUUCAAGGAGACGGUCGCCGAGAUGCAGGAGUGCGAAAUGGAAGACUUUCCGUUCCAGCCAAGAACUUGCCUGGAAUAUCUCCGGGCGGUGGGAACAGUCGCUGAGUCCAGUGUUGGCCAGCACAAUGCUUGGGUUCAGCAAAGUCGCAUUCCUGAGUCGUCCAGGGCAGUGUACGAGGACGAGGCCUUGUCCCAAAUUCUCGACACCGCCAUCUCCUUCGACUGUCUUCAAGUCUGCAAUCUUGCAUGUUUUGAGCUCCUUGUCAGACGGAAGCAAUUGAUCGCAGAGGCCCACCAGUUCAAUCCAUCUAAUCCUUCAUAUGAGGGAGCUGAAUUUUGGAUGGGCAGUCGUUACAAGAGUGGUGGAGCUAUUGUAGUGCCGGCCUUGACAGAGCAUGUGGCCAAGCAGCUCCAGGCUGAAAGCCAAAUCCUCAAGGAGCGUCGCAAAUUGGCAGAAGCAAAAGGCACAGGUCGUGGAGGAGGUCCAGGCAAGCCGCCGAAAGCUGGUCCAAAAGGAGGGCCACAGGUCGCCUCCACACCGAUCACCAAACCAGGGCUUUCCCGCGGCACUCGGCGUCGGUUACUGACAAAAGCUGCCUUCAAUGAGCGUGUGAACAUGGCCUUGCGCGCUUUGAAUUCAAUGUACUUCGGGGAGAAGGCCACCAUGAGGGCAAAGAGCGUAGAUGACCUCUCAGGGUUGCCUCUGGUGCAGCGUGACUGCAUACUCAAUGUGCAAAAGCAUGUCAAACUGCUUGGGCCUCCUCCCAUGGAUGCACGAUGCCAAGGAGCCUUUGCUGCGCUCCGGGCAGCCAGUUCCUCAUACCAUGAUAUUGAGCCUGGCGUUGGUGAUGUGGUGGAGAUGGAUAUCAAACAGUUGUCACUUCCUUCAGGGAAGGUGGCUGGUGUCUGUCUCGGCCAGAAUCUUUGCGGUGCUGUGAAGGAGAUGGUGGAAAAUUUUGAUUCUUUCAUGCUGCAAGAUGCUUCCGUGUGGACCGAUUUGGAGGCUUGGAGCAGUAUUUUUGCCUUCGCGGUGACAUUACAGCUGACGAGGUUGGGGGAUCUGCGAGAGACACCUCCCGCCGGACGUGGUGCAAAACUGUGGCAAGUGGCACGAGCGGUGGCGUUUCCGGAGGCUGGAUGCCGCGGAAUGGAAGCCGCGGGACCAAGGCGAACCAUCCACAAGGUCAAGCAUGUGGACAGCUCUGGUGCUGGAAAAAGAGCAAUCCAAAAGAAGCAUACCAUCCUGGAACAGAAGAGUGUCAGUUGCGAGGUGAAACAGCAGUAUGCGGGGUACCUCCAGAGGUUCGUGGGCUUCUGCAAGGAGAGCGGAUUCCAUUGGCCUCCCGCUUCAAAUCUGAUAGACCCUCUCCUAACCGACUACCUCGACAUCCUCUACCUAGACAAUCGCUCUUGUCACGAAGGAGAAAAGACGUUGGCCGCAGUGGAGUUCGAAAUGAUCCAGUUGAAAGGCGAAGGCCUAGACAUCAAGGGGCGAAAUGUGAUCCCACCUUCCAAAGCUGCUGGCAUCCAAUACCGCUGGGUGAAUGUCGUGAUCCGCGACAUGGAGGGAGGAAAGCCAGACAAAGUAGGCAUCUACGACAACAGCAUCCCGCUCGAUUUGAAACACACAAAAUGGAUUGGGGACCAGUUGCUGAGAAAGGCAAAAAUGUUGAGCAGUCCGGACAGUCUGAUCUUCACGUUCUCCAUGGAAGAGUUCCGGGUGCAGUUUGUGAAGGCAGCGUCUCAGAUGGGGCUGCACCAAUUGCAUCCAUAUCAGCUCCGCCAUGGCGGCGCAACAGAAGAGCUGACCGCCAAAGUGAGAGAGUUCAACCAAGUCAAAUCCCGUGGCCGCUGGAAAACAGACAAGUCAGUGAGGAGGUACGCCAAGAUUGGGCGUGUCCAGCAGUUGCUGGCGAAAAUGUCCAAACAGGGCACCCGGUUUUGCCAGUGGUCGGAAAAGAACUUAGAGCAAGUGUUUCGUGGCACGAAGGCCGCACGGAAAGUGACAGACUUUUGA